UGGGAGAAGCAGAACCUUAGCACAGACUGGAGUAAUUAAGGAAAAGGAGGCGGGCUCUUGGCUCCUUUCGAAACCACGCGGGCCCAUAUUGGCCUCGUGAUGGUUGGUGCGCUGUGGUUUCCUUCUCUCCGAGAUGAUUUGAACAGGCUGCGAGGACCCUUGGGGAGGCUGGAUUGCGGAAGCGCAGAGGCAUCUGGGAGCGGCCGUUGGUUUCUGGGGCCCAGGGAGCUAAGACGGCAGCGUGCGCAGGAGGCAAAAGAGACAGGCCUUCCUCCCGUCGCCCUGGGGUAAGUGAGCUCUUCACUCGCGAGGAAGCUGAGGCCGUGGAAAGAAAGUGCAUCGAAUGCUGUGGGAUAAAACCACGAGUUUCUUCUAACUUGACACUGGAGUUAAUCCCUGGGUUUUCUUGGCAAAGAAACUGGAGUGGUUUGCCAUUUCCUUCUCCAGCUUUUUACAGAUGAAGAAAUUGAAGCAAACAGAUUUCAACUGCCUUUGAAUGCUACUGUAGGUAUGGAGAAGAUUGAAGAACAUUUUGCAAAUCUGUCCAUUGCUAGACGUUCUGCAGUGACUAAAGAGCCCACAUACCUCCUUGACAUAGACAUUUCAAAAAAUAUACAGGAAGAAAAUGGAUGCAUAGUAGCGGUUUCGUGUUCCAAUGGAUCAAUUAGACUAUAUAAUAAUGAGACAUUAAGUUUGCUAAGGAAAUUUAAUGGACAGCCUGGACUCCUUAAAGGAGUCAGAUUAGCAAAUUCCAGUUCCCAUGUAUUUUCAGCAUGCACAGACGGCACUAUAAAAUGUUGGGAUAUACGCUUAUCUGGCGAAACACCAGUCCAGGUGUUUAAGGGUUAUCCUUCCAAUGUUUUCAUCAGUUUUGAUAUUAAUUGUAAUGAUCAUAUAAUUUGUGCUGGCACUGAAAAAGUUGGUGAUGAUACUUUGAUGGUAUUCUGGGAUGCAAGAAUGAGUUCUCAAAAUACAUGCCCUGUUAAAGCCCCAUUAGGUGUUUAUUCAGAGACACACAGUGAUGAUAUAACCCAGGUGUGUUUUCAUCCUGACAACCCUAACAUGAUAGUAUCAGGAUCAACUGAUGGACUUGUGAAUGUUUUUGAUAUAAGCAUUGACAAUGAAGAAGAUGCCCUGAUUGCAACUUGUAACUCUGGUUCAUCAGUAAGUUCUGUUGGUUGGUCAGGGAAAGAAUACAGGCAGAUUUAUUGUAUGACACACGAUGAAGGAUUUUGUUGGUGGGAUCUUUCCAAUUUAGAUACUGAUCAACCAGUCACAAGUUUGAAUAUCCAGGAUGUCAGAGAAGUAAUUAAUGUGCAAGAUGGAAAUCUGGAUUAUUUGGUUGGUGGGUUAUACCAUGAAAAAACAGACCAACUGUUGGUUGUUGGAGGAACAAAUACAGGAAUUAUUCACUUAAUAAACUGUGGCUCUUCAGGAUUGACAUACAUGAGAAGCCUUGAAAGAGGGCAUUCUGCCACGGUUCGUUCCUUCUGUUGGAGUAUGCAGGAUGAUGCUUUACUAACUGGUGGAGAGGAUGCACAACUGUUACUUUGGAAACGUGGAGCUACUGAAAAGACUCUUGCAAAGAAGGAUAACAUGAAAAUAGCUUCCUCUGUGCAGAAACGUGUUAGAGUUCACAGCAAUGAUUCUUACAAAAGUAAGAAAAAGCAUAGUUGUUAAAAUUGCUUGUGAUCUUGGUUGGUCAUAUUUCAAUUAAUUAACUCUUUCUGCAUAUAGUUUUCUACUAUAUAUUAUAGCCUUCAUGUGCAAAUGGUCCAAAUAAACUUUUUGAAGUAGAGAAAAUUUGAUUUAGAUAGAGCUUGAAAUGUCAUAAAAUGAAACACUUUUGAAUUCAAAAGAACAAUCUGAAUAUAAUUUUUAAAAACUUACCAUUGUUAAAUUGAUAGAUGAUAUAUUUUAAAAUUAAUUUUAAUUUUAAAAGCAAGCCUAUUCUUGAGCUAAGAAUCUAAUGACACUUUUAUUGACUUGUCUCUAUAUUUAGGAUUUUUCAAAGCAAAGGCUUUUUUUUCCUUAACAUAUCAACUUUUUGUUUUUAGCCUUGAAUUAAAUUAUGCAUUUGGAAGCUAUUGCUUAAUAUACAUAUUUUGGUUUAUAUUAUUUACAUAGUUAUGUGCAACAAUCUAAAUAGAAUUAAUUUUUUUAAAUGGUCAAUAUGUAUCUUUAAAAAUGAAUAAAAUAUCUAAAGUAAUUAUUUGAAUUUUAAAUAAAAAAUGAUAGCUUCAGGGUUGAUGGCGAGAAGAUGACUGGGGUGAGGGAAAUAGGUGGCUAAAAGGAAUAGGAAGCAUACAUAGUUGUUGUAGUGGAGCUACCGAGUAACAGUGGGCUAAGGGAAGUUCACAAUCACCAUUGAGGAUGGUUCUGUCCAGGCAUGAGUUCCAAAGCAGAGUAUAUAAUUCUUGUAAACUUUAUCUCAUAAAAAAGUAAUUUGGGUCCAUAAUAAUAGUUUUUGAAAUGGAAAUUUAAUAGAAUUAGAUCUGGAAGUGACCUUAGAGAUCAUCUAGUACAACUUCUAUUAUUUUACACAUGAGGGAACUGAGGCAUCGGAAAGCUUAGAGACUUAACCCUAGAUUAGGUGGUAAGUGGUGGAGCAAAGAUUUGAACCUUUAUCUGACUCAAAACCUAGUGCUCUUUCAUUGUACCAUGCUACUCUUAAUCCAGCCUAUGCCUGAACAAUAAUACUUUCUAUAACAUGGAUGACAAGUUGUCACCUAUCCUUUGCUUGAAAGGAAACUUCUCCAUAUAGGUCAUUCUACUUCUUAGCUCUGUUAGGAAGACCUUUUUUCCUGACGUAAAGGAAAUUUACCUCUUUGCAAUUUGAAUCCAUUGCACUUGGGUUCUGGCCUCUAGAACCACAUUUUCAAUUGUUUUGUUCAUGUCUGACACUUUGCAACCUCUUUGGGGGGUUUUCUUGCAAGGCAGA
Dromiciops gliroides (monito del monte) is the source of this 2941-nucleotide messenger RNA. RefSeq names its product WD repeat domain 89 (gene WDR89). The transcript is spliced from 3 exons. Lineage: Eukaryota; Metazoa; Chordata; Mammalia; Microbiotheria; Microbiotheriidae. The record is from RefSeq and is a predicted model, not a curated record. Gene Ontology annotation, molecular function: protein binding. Bases 511 to 1680 code for a protein of 389 amino acids.